AUGGGGUGGAAGCCGGCACAAACGGCGAUCCGCGCGUGGAAGAUUCUGCGCGGCGACAAGGUCAUGGUGAUGGCGGGCAAGGACCGCGGGCAGACGGGCACGGUGACGGCUGUGCUCAAGGACAAGAACCGCGUCGUGGUGGAGGGGCUGAAUCUGGCGAAGAAGCACGUGAAGAAGUCAGCGGACUCGCCAGGGGGAGUGAUCACAGUGGAGGCGCCCAUCCACCUCUCCAACCUCUCCCUGCUCGACCCUCACACCGGAGCGCCAUGUCGGGUGGCGUUCCGCUACACGGAGGAGGGCGCCAAGGUGAGGGUGGCGGCGGGCAGGAGUGCCUCAGGGGCCGUCAUCCCUCGCCCUGAAAUCCUCAAGAACCGCCGUACACCGCUCCCCACCGAAG
This is a messenger RNA of Closterium sp. Yama58-4, 397 nucleotides long. The record is from the annotation of a GenBank genome assembly. Lineage: Eukaryota; Viridiplantae; Streptophyta; Zygnematophyceae; Desmidiales; Closteriaceae.